Messenger RNA from Babjeviella inositovora NRRL Y-12698, 999 nucleotides. It is a transcript of the gene GRE3, whose product is annotated as trifunctional aldehyde reductase/xylose reductase/glucose 1-dehydrogenase (NADP(+)). The coding region runs from base 23 to 997 and encodes 324 amino acids. The record is from RefSeq and is a predicted model, not a curated record. The transcript has a single exon. Gene Ontology annotation, molecular function: D-xylose reductase (NADPH) activity. Gene Ontology annotation, cellular component: cytosol. NCBI's taxonomy places the organism in Eukaryota, Fungi, Ascomycota, Pichiomycetes, Serinales.
AUUCUCACAUAUACAAAACACAAUGUCUCCGCUCUCCUCCACUGUUAAGUUAAACUCCGGCCACUUGAUGCCAUUGGUCGGUUUCGGCUGCUGGAAGGUCAACAAUAGUACCGCCGCUGACCAAAUCUACAACGCCAUCAAGACCGGUUACAGAGCCUUCGACGGUGCCCAGGACUACGGUAACGAGAAGGAAGUCGGUGAUGGUAUUAAGAGAGCCAUCGCCGACGGCUUAGUCAAGAGAGAGGAAUUGUUCAUCAUCUCCAAGUUGUGGAACAACUUCCACAAGCCAGCCAACGCCAAGAUUGCUUUGAAGAGAACCUUGUCUGACUUGCAGUUGGACUACGUUGAUUUGUUCUACAUCCACUUCCCAAUUGCCUUCAGCUUUGUGUCAUUGGAAGAGAAGUACCCACCAGGUUUCUACUGCGGCGACGGUGACAACUUCAAGUUCGAAAACGUUUCCUUGGCCGAAACCUGGGGCGCUUUGGAAUCCUUCGUCGACGAGGGUUUGGUCAAGUCCAUUGGUAUCUCCAACUUCAAUGGCGCCUUAGUCUACGACUUGUUGAGAACCGCUAGAAUCAGACCGGCUGCCUUGCAGAUCGAGCACCACCCGUACUUGGUCCAGGACCGCUUGGUUGAAUACGUUCAGUCUCAGGGCAUCCAGAUCGUCGGCUAUUCUUCCUUCGGCCCGCAAUCCUUCUUGGAAUUGGGCCAUGCCACCGCCAAGGACACCCCUACCUUGUUUGAGCACUCUACCAUCAAGUCCAUUGCCAACAAGCAUUCCAAAAGCACCGCGCAGGUUUUGUUGAGAUGGGCUACCCAGCGCAACAUUGCCGUCAUUCCAAAGUCCAACAACCCAGAAAGAUUGUUGGCCAACUUGACCGUUGAAGACUUUGAUUUGUCCAAAGAAGAAAUUGCCGCCAUUUCUGCCUUGGAUGCUAACAUUAGGUUCAAUAACCCAUGGGAUUGGAACAACGCCAAGAUUCCUAUCUUUGUCUAAGC